CUGGCUGAUCUGAAAAUGUCAGACUCACAUUAUAGCAGCAGCGAGAUGAAUUACUUUAAGGAGGCAUUAGAUGAGGACAAUGUGAUUUUAACAUUGGUUCCAGUUGUAGAGGAACCUAAAAAAGAACAUCUGGUGGAACCAAGUGUUUCUUCAACUGCAGAUAUCAAACCUGCAGAUAUCAGAUCUAAGAAGCCUUGGAAAAGCAAUAAAGUUGACUUUGCACAAGCAAAUGAACAAUUCGGAGCUUCCCCAAAACCUAAGUGCAAAAAAGCAGUUUUUCCCCUGCCAACCAUUUUGCCCCCAAUUACUAAGGUGUCUCGGAACACUUUGCGGAACUGGUGCCAACAGCUUAAUUUGAGUACAGAUGGCCAGAAAAUAGAAGUGUAUCUGAGACUCCAGAGACAUGCGUAUCCCGAACAAAUACAGGAUGUUCCUGACACACCACGAGAAGCCAAAAUGCGGUCAUGUCCAAAGAAAUGUACUACAAUGACCAAUAGAGCAAGGCUUCAGGACAAUUGUACUAGGAGCAAUGGAGAGGAAGACACUAAUAUAGUUGAAGUGAUAACUUCAGCUCAGGAAGCCACGUUGGCAUCUUGGGCAAGAAUUGCUGCAAGAGUCAGUCAGCCCAAGGCUGUGAAUUCGUCUUCCAUUCCUACUUCAGUUGAAGCCUUUUUGCAGGAAGCCUCUGGUGUCAGAUGGUGUGUAGUUCACGGCAGACUUCUCCCUGCAGAUGUACCGGGCUGGGUUCGCCUGCAGUUCCAUGCAGGCCACACCUGGGUACCUGAUACUCCCAAGAGGAUGAUUUCUCUCUUCCUGUUACCAGCCUGUACUUUUCCAUCCCCAGAACUAGAAGACAACAUGUUAUGCCCUGCAUGUACUAAGAGGAAUAAGAAGAUGAUGAGAAGAUUAAUAUCAGAGGGGGAGAAAAAGCACCACACUUGCUUUCGAGUGGUCAAGAAAGAUGAUGUCGGAGAACUGGAUGUCAUUACUGACCUUACCACGAAGGACUUCCGGAUUAUUAUUAAGACUGAAGUGAUUGAGAAGUUAAUGGGAGGUGAAAAAUUGAAACGCUGUGGCAUAGAGCAUUUUCCUAAACUGGUUGUCAAAAUCAGCAAGCCUUUUCCCUAUUUAGUCAUCUUGGAUCCUCCUUCUUCUCAGUUCUUAAGGUAA
This is a messenger RNA of Lepus europaeus (European hare), 1170 nucleotides long. It is a transcript of the gene DPPA2, whose product is annotated as developmental pluripotency associated 2. The coding region runs from base 16 to 1170 and encodes 384 amino acids. Gene Ontology annotation, cellular component: nucleus. The record is from RefSeq and is a predicted model, not a curated record. Gene Ontology annotation, biological process: system development. Gene Ontology annotation, molecular function: chromatin binding. The transcript is spliced from 9 exons. NCBI's taxonomy places the organism in Eukaryota, Metazoa, Chordata, Mammalia, Lagomorpha, Leporidae.